CGCGCGCUUGCGCGGUGAAUGUGAGCCGGCCUGAUGUGCAUAGGUCAAGUACAAGCCAAAAGCUGAGAUCAGAGUAGAAGACAACAAAACAGAUCCGAGGGAUGUUGCAGCAGACAGCAAUUCUGCUCAUAGUAGCUGCUGCAGUUUGUACAGCUCAUUUUAAAGGUCUGGGAUACAUUCCAAACGUUGGCAAUGUAGCAAUAGGUAGAGACAUAACUUCCACGUCUACAUGUGGAGCGACUGGCCCCGAGCAAUACUGCACACAGGACACAGCUAAAGAGAGAGAGGAGUGCAGCACAUGUGACAAUGACCAUUUCUCUCACCCUCCUUCACUAAUGACUGAUGCUGGUGACUCUGUCCACUACCCAUCAAACAGGACUUGGUGGCAGUCCCAAACUAAUACUUCAAACGUGCAGAUACAACUUGAUUUCGGAGGAACGUUCUUUUUUAGUCAUGUUAUUAUUUCGUUUAAAUCCCGUCGGCCUGCUGCCAUGAUAUUGUACAAAUCAGCAGAUGAUGGUAACUCGUUUCAAAAACUUCAUUACUAUGCAGCUGAUUGUGGAAGAGAGUUUGGGACACCCAGCGAUGCACCUUGUACUUCUGAAUAUUCUAAUCCAUUCCCUGGUGAAGUUUUGUAUCAGACAGAUAGUACUAACAGUAAUUUAUCUGAUCCAGACUCUCUAAAGAGUUUACUAAUAACUAAUCUUAGAUUAGAAUUAUUAAAGUUUCACCCAUUCACAGGAAUUGACGAUGACGUUCAAAAUCCUCAAAUAGCUGUCAGACAGUUUUAUGCCAUUUAUAAUAUUGAGGUCUUAGGAUGGUGUUUCUGUAAUGGGCUUGAGAAUAACUGCAGUUUCAGUAAUAAAGAGCUUACAAUACCUGGAAUGGUUCCCUCCCAGUGUUCCUGUGGUAACAAUACAACUGGUAACAAUUGCCAAGAGUGCUUAUCAUUAUACAACGAUUCACCAUGGAGGAGUGGCUUCAGUGAGAUCUACAGAGGCUGCCCUGAUAAAUGCAAUUGCAGCAAUAAAAGUGAUGCGUGUCUCUAUGAUGCUGAUAGAAGCGGGGGAGUUUGUGUUAAUUGUACUGAUAAUGCAUCAGGUACAAACUGUGAGGAUUGUGGCAUUGGAUACUAUAAUAAUGGUGGAUCAUGCACUGCUUGUGAUUGCAGUGAAGAAGGUACAGUCCCAAACAGUGUUUGUUCAAGGGAGACAGGCGAGUGCGUCUGUCGUGAUAAUGUUGAGGGGAGCAGGUGUCAAACUUGUAAAAAUGGAUUUUUUAAUCUAUCGUCUUCUAAUCCUUCUGGCUGUCAAGCUUGUUCUUGUCCUUCUUCAUCUAACUGUGAGAGCCACACUGGUCGCUGUCCCUGCUCCACAAACGACACCAGCUGCUGUCCUUUUGAUCAAUACUCCAAUGGGACCCACUGUAUCUCCUGUUCUUGCAGUAUCACUGGUUCAUAUCAAGUGUGUACAGAGGAUGGUCAGUGUGUUUGUAAGCCAGGGGUAGGGGGAAGAAAUUGUGACACCUGUCUAUCUGGUUAUCACUCUCUCUCCUCUAAUGGAUGUCAGUCAUGUUCAUGUAAUUCAUACGGUAGCAUUAAUCCAUCAACAUGUGAUCCCGAAACAGGAAAAUGUACUUGUUUAUCUGGCGUUGAGGGAGAUCGCUGUGACCGUUGUCCCCCUCGUACCCUCGGGCCUGUUAAAGGCGGAGCUUUAACAUGCAUACCGUGUUUUUGUAAUGGGUACUCUAGUGUCUGUAGAUCCAGUAGGGGUUGGUACUGGUCUGAGGUUUCAAGUCGGUUUGAGAAUGAGUCUAUUUCAAGUGACUGGCUAGCAAGGAAUACUCAUGCAGCAAUAGUUAAUGGAAGCUUCAUAGCAAGAACGAGUGGACAUCGGUUAAGAGUUGAUUUUCCUUCGUCUUUUCUGUCGGACAAGAGAACAUCAUACGGUCAAUAUCUCUCACUCAAUGCCUCCCUCCCCACUUCUUCAGGGAAUAAGUUUAGCCUCGAGAUAUUCACAAUGAUCAAUCAUUUACCAUCAACACUUAAGAGAUCACUUGAUGCCAGUUCAACUAACCACAAGAUACCAUUAAUAGCCAGUGGAUUCAUGCAACGUUAUUUCUAUUUUAUGCCAGCAACUGAAACUGCUGUCCAUAAAACACUUGCUAAUAUAAUAUGGAUGAGACUUGAAGUAGAAUUUGGAGAGGAUGUACCAGUUGGUGAACGUCACUUAACCUUAUCUCAAGUAGCCUUGCCUUAUGCUACUAAUGAUCUCUCUUCUUCUCAUCUCCUCUCUCCAUUAUUACCAGCAACGGUAGCUGAGGACUGCUCCUGCCCUCGCUCAAGAACUGGCUCAGUCUGUGAUCGUUGCUCUAACGGAUACUCACUCGAUCCUGCAAGAGGAGGAGAGUUUGCUAAGUGCGUACGCUGCUAUUGUCAUGGACUAGCUGAUACUUGUGAUCCUGUGGACAACACGUGUAUAAACUGUAGAAACAACACCAGCGGAACUCACUGCACUGAAUGUGUUGAGGGCUUCUAUUGGGAUCUCAAUUCUGGUACCUGUAAACCUUGUGCAUGUCCAGGUGGGAUAUACUCCACACAGUGGUUUGCUCGUAGUUGUAGGAGAGCAGUCAGUGGAGUCGGUUUUGAAUGUCUGAACUGCAAGGAAGGAUUCAAGGGCGAGAGAUGCCAGGAAUGUCAAGAUGGCUACACUGGUAAUCCACUCUAUCAAAAUGGCACUUGUCGCCUUUGCCAGUGUACUAAUAAUUCGGCCGGAGGCAUCAAUACCUGCGACCCUAUUACUGCCCGGUGUAGCUGUGACGAUGGAUACACUGGAAUAGAAUGUGAAUUUUGUCAGUUUGGUUAUUUUGGUAAUGCACCAGCUCACGACUGUAAAGAGUGCGACUGUCAUCCAGAAGGCAGUAUUUCAAGAUUGUGUGGCAUUAUUAGUGGUCAGUGCACAUGUAGAUCUCCUAACAUUUUAGGCAGAGAGUGCAAUGAGUGUGCCAGUGGGUAUUGGAAUAUUAGUGCUAGCUGUAGUGAAUGUAACUGCUCUAUAACUGGAACCCUGUCUAACUCAACUGGAGACUGUCAUAAGGUUAGUGGACAGUGUCAAUGCAAAGAGGGCUACAUGGGUCGCUCUUGCUCUGAAUGCAGUGAUGGCUAUUGGAAUAACAAUGGAAUGUGCAUUGAUUGUGGUUGUAACACUGCUUCCACUGUACCUCCUAUAUGUAAUAAGACAACUGGUCAAUGCUUAUGUCUGCCAGGAGUUACUGGGUCAAAGUGUAGCGAAUGCCGUUCCUCUGGUAACACUGGGAUACUUCCAUUCUGUGAAUUAUGUGAUGAAUGUUCUAACAGAUGGAUAAGCCCAAUUAAUGAUCUAGAGAAUUCUACAGCGGCAGCAAUAGAGAGAGCAGAAUCUCUCACUGUUACUAAUGUCACUCAUACUGAGGUAAACGAAGGGAGAGAAUUGGUCCAGCCAUUAUUAGUGUUACUAAGUGAAAUAGAGAAUCUGCUUAACUCGACUGAUUUUAAAUCUCUCUUGAUCCAAACGAAUGAAACACACGUCAACGUAAUCAACAUCAUCUCGAGACUUAGAAGUCUAUUUGAAAGAGCUGAGAUGGCCAAUGAAAUGUUACAAGUUGAUAAUUCAAGUUUUACAGUGCAGAGAGAGCAAGUGAUGAAUAUUCAUAAAGAGCUAGUUGAACUCUGCGAGUUAUUAAACAACCUGACAAGAGAGAAAGAUGGUAUUGAGUUACGCUCCUUUGAUCAGUAUGUGAACAGGAUUAAUCAAGCACUGUCAUCAUCAAAUCAAUCCAGUAGCACUGUCAAUACAACUGUAGCAGCAUUGCUAAACGAAGCAAGAGAACAAAUAAAUGAGUUUAUAACAAAAGAAAUGCUAUUCCUUAAUAUAAGUGAAGAAGUCAUUGGUCUACUUGAUAUCCUAAAGAUACGGCUCUCUCAGUACCAAGAUUUCAUAUACAGAGCUGAUAAGAGUCUCUGUGGUCGAGUGGCAGUUCUUCCACUUAAAGACAGCGUGGAAUGUGGCUGCUACGAUAGCAAUUCCUGUGAGGCAGAGUGUGGUGGAAUAGGGUGUACUGUAUGCGGAGUAGGAGAUUGCAAUAGUACAGUUAACAAUGUUCAGUUAGCUAUUAAUGUAAGCACUGAAGCAUUGGAGAGAGCAAGAAGAUUAAAGAGUCUCAUAGAACAAGAUCUUCAGUUGUUACUAGAAGCUAAUGCAAGCAGCUCGCAAGGAUUAGUGCUAUCAACAAGGACUUUAGAGCUAGCACAGAAAGAGUUGAGAAACAUUAGCCACUUGUUAGUCUCCAUUCAAUCAUUCACUGUAGAUAUUAGGACUGCAAUUAAUGCUAGUCUGCCAAAUAUCAGUGCCAUUGAGACCCUAAUGAAUGAGACACUUUCACUUCGAAUGAGCAAGACACCUGAAGAAGUAUUGGAGUUACUUCGAAGUAUCAAUGAGACUAUUAACAAGUAUCCAGAUACAGGAGGUGAAGAUGACCUGCAAACAAGAGCAGAAGUAGCUUUAAACAACACACUACUAGCAAAUUUAACUCUCCAUUUUGUAUUGGAUAGUGUCUCGUUGCUCUCAAAGUCAUUGGAUGAGUUGGUGGCAAUGAGAGAUCAUGUUAAGAGUAGACUCAAUCAAACAAAGAAGAACAUGAUCACUUUAAGAGCCACAAUGAAUGAGACAACUUCUCUGCUCAUUAUAAUUGAAAGAAACAUCAAUUCAUUGCACGAGAGAAUAAGAGCACUCAAUCAGUCAUUUCAAGAUACUAAAAACGUUUUUGAGAUUAACAGUCGUAACUUGACUCGGCUACAAACCCUGUCAAACGAGACGUCAAAACAGGUUCUGCAAUUGAACAAAACUCAAACUCAGAUUGACGCAAAUGUUUCAAGACUCGUUAAUAUAACAUCGCAGAGACUCUCCCGUGCUAAUGAAGAUCUAUCAAGAGCAGAAAGACUGAGAGAAAGAAUGAAAAGCUUAAGAAUGAAAGCACACGAUCAGCUACUGGAGAGCAGAAGGUUGCAGAAUCGCAAGACUUGUAUAUUAAAAGAGCAAGAGAAGAUAAGAGAUGAUAUAAAGAGAGUCUCGGCCGAACUGGAGACCCUCCAUAGAGACAUAAGGACUGAAAUAGGCCGUAACACUAUAUGCAUGAAAAAAUUGAUCACUGGGAAAAAAUAAAAAUAAUAGUUACUAUGAUACAAAAAACAAAUUAUUGGUACACAACUGUUAGUCAAAUUAACAGUAAAACUAA
This is a messenger RNA of Amphimedon queenslandica, 5271 nucleotides long. Its product is annotated as laminin subunit beta-4-like. Gene Ontology annotation, biological process: tissue development; animal organ morphogenesis. The transcript has 18 exons. The record is from RefSeq and is a predicted model, not a curated record. Lineage: Eukaryota; Metazoa; Porifera; Demospongiae; Haplosclerida; Niphatidae. Bases 102 to 5198 code for a protein of 1698 amino acids.